UAAUACUUUACCACAAGCGACUGCCUUCCGAAUUAAUUCUCCAAUCUCAAACUCGGGUCCUUUUGCGCUCACUCAUAACAGAAACUACCUGCGCAAUUAUCUGAUUCUUCAUAUCGUAAAUACUGCAAUAUGGUUAUCGUCGUCACCGGUGGCGCCGGGUUCCUCGGCUGCAAUUUAAUCCAGCUUCUUCUCGAGAAGAACCACCAAGUCGUCGUGAUUGAUUCACUAUGGACUGGAUCUCAAAGCACCCUUGAUAAUUUUCGAUCGGACAAGCGAGUGCGAUAUAUUCAAGCUGAUGUUCGAGAUCCGUUGCCGUGGAUAGACAACGUCGAGCAAAUCUACCAUCUCGCGUGCCCUGCAAGUCCGGUGCAUUUCGAGACUCAGCCGAUUGACAUCUUGCAAACUUGCUUUAAUGGUGCAUCGAAUAUUCUGGACUAUGCAUUGAAACACAACGCUCGAGUGCUGCUUGCUAGCACUUCAGAGGUUUAUGGCGACUCCCAAAUUGCCUGCCAACGCGAAGAUUAUCGAGGCAAUGUCAACUGCUUCGGCCCGCGCGCUUGUUAUGACGAAGGCAAGAGAGUCAUGGAGGCGCUCGGAUAUGCUUAUCAAGCCGAACACGGUCUCGAAGUCCGCAUCGCACGAAUCUUCAACGCCUACGGCCCAUUCAUGGAGCCAGAAGACGGUCGAGCUGUCCCCAACUUUAUCAUGGCAGCUCUGAAGAGAGAACCAAUCACGAUAUUCGGCGAUGGACACGCAACGCGAUGCUUCCAACACGCCAAUGACUGUGUUCGUGGUUUAGAAGCCUUGAUGAACAGCGAUUAUCAUGGACCGGUCAAUAUCGGCAGUGAUCUAGAGAUGGAGAUUAGUGAGAUUGCAGAUAUAAUAUCUCGAGUCGUGGCUGAGAAAACAGGAUAUGAAGACCCCGUUGCUGUUCAUUUGUUGCCCAGGAGGGAAGAUGAUCCUGUUAGGCGGAAGCCGGAUACGAGUCUUGCUGAGAGGGUUUUGGGUUGGAAGCCUAAGGUGUCGUUGGAAGAGGGAGUAGCUUCGACGGUUGACUGGUUUAUUCAGAGGGAGAAUGGCAUUUCGAGCAGGCUCUAGAGCCAUCUGAGCUUUUGCAUUCAUGAUCAAUGAAAGAUAUACGUAUGUAGCGGAUUCAUAUAGCCUAAUGAUAUAUUGGCAGCUAGAAGUAUAUACCACUGUAAUGAGC
Messenger RNA from Fusarium odoratissimum NRRL 54006, 1207 nucleotides. RefSeq lists its product as uncharacterized. Gene Ontology annotation, biological process: D-xylose metabolic process. The coding region runs from base 130 to 1098 and encodes 322 amino acids. NCBI's taxonomy places the organism in Eukaryota, Fungi, Ascomycota, Sordariomycetes, Hypocreales, Nectriaceae. Gene Ontology annotation, molecular function: UDP-glucuronate decarboxylase activity; NAD+ binding. Gene Ontology annotation, cellular component: cytoplasm. The record is from RefSeq and is a predicted model, not a curated record. The transcript is spliced from 4 exons.